Messenger RNA from Symbiodinium natans, 14310 nucleotides. The record is from the annotation of a GenBank genome assembly. NCBI's taxonomy places the organism in Eukaryota, Dinophyceae, Suessiales, Symbiodiniaceae.
AUGUCAUGUGCCGAUGCAGCUGUGCUCGUGAGUAUCAAAAGUUUUCAGCAGCAGCUUCAGGGAUCGCCUAAUGGUCCUGCUUUGACAUUGAAGCUCUUGCAGCUCAACGCAGACACAACCGCUUUGCGCUAUGUCAAAGCUUGUUUGGCUUACCUCGAAUUUCUCGUUGACCUCGGACAUUCCUUGGACAAUCUCUCCCAACUUGCUGCAGUCGAGGCAGUAUACGCUCUCCACUGCAGCCGUUCCCAGGACGAUGACGUUUCUCUAGACCGGGAACAGAUUGCUUUGGUUUUUCCACUCAAUACCCUGAAGGCGCUGCGUUGGUUGGUGAAAACCGUGACCCUUCACUUCCCAGACCUUUACUCAGGCCUGUUCAGAGCUUUGUCUGCCCAGCCAUCUUUAGAUCGUUCUGAAGCCAUGCCACUUCCUUUGGACUUUGUCGCUUUUCUUGAAUCGGUUGUGCUCGACCUUUUCUCCGCGACAGUCUUGUCCUGGUGUUCGCAGCUUGGCCUUGGCGACAUGGCACGCCGUGAGCAGGGACAUCAUCGCACCACUUCGGUCACUCUGCACUUUUCGCACAGGACGCUUCUGGGGCACGCCGUGCGCUUUGCAAACGGCCCUCCUGUUUUGGCAUGCUUCGCUUCUGCACUCAGAGCUUGUGCAUCAUCAUUUCGCCGCUUUACCUCGGAGCUUUUGGGCUUUGCUUUAGCCUUCCCAAUCUUUGACACUGAAAUUGUCUUUUGCUUCGGUGGCUCUGCCCACUCUCGCUUAUUGCUGGCGAUGGCAAAUACUGACAUUUUCCUGGGCCUUGCAGAAGCUGAUGUGAACAAGGCAGUGUCGUGGCUGGAAGACGCGCGCCGCAUGCCGGCGACUAGUGGUUUUUCACCAACGCAGUGGCUGUGGCACUGGCUUUCGUCUACGCCAGCCUUUGCGCCUUUGACGGAGGCUGCGGAGAAGAUGGAUACGGUCUUUGGCUUUAGCUCUGGCGAUUGGGCUUUUCAUUGGGUCGAAGAGAUGGAAAAGGCCACUCUGAACCCGGGCGCAGCAGCUUCCCAAGCCGCGCCGGCGCAAACUGCCUUGGACAGCAAGUGGCCACAUUUUCCCAAUGGCCACCGUUCCCUUGGACUGGCCCCUGCAGAUCUUCUCCGUGCACAUGCGUGGUUGGAAGAGGCCGCUUCCUUUAAUGGUGCUGGUGGCUGGGAGGAAGACGACUGGCUUCGCUAUUGGAUGGAGCAGGACUCGGCUUUUGAGACUUUGCUUCAGCGCGCCAAGGAGGCUGGCCAUGGCUGGAACAUUGGCCAAUGGCUUUGGCUUUGGGUGUCGCAAGCCGACCGACCCCAGCCGCCGCCGGCACCUCCUUUGGGCACUGCGCCGCCUUUGUCUACUGGCAUGGGGCCGGACGCUUUCCCGCUCAGCCAGUACAACGAGACGGUAACUGUCCAGCAGAUUUACUGCCGCUCCACGUGUCAAGACUGCGGUGCUGGCCAUUGCGGGGUCGUUCUUACACGCGAAGAUCUGCCUCAUCGGCGCCGCUGUGGCAUCUGUCGGGCUGUGGACGCUCCUCACAUUUUUCCAGGUUCUAUGGCCGACCCGGGGAGCGACAAUGGGAGAGGCCUUCUCGUGCAGCCGACCCCCUCAGACAAGCUGUCAGUGCUUUGGGAAUCUCUAAACCUCGAUUUCCCUGAAGCCGUUGCGUCUCAUUCGGAGUUGAACCGCACCAUUCGUAAUUUUGGGUUCUUGGCUACCUCCUUCGACCAGUUGGAUCAGUGGUUGGAGUCACACGGUCUUCUGGACUUUGGCUCCGAGACAGUUGCGGACCUUCGGUGUCUUUGGCACAGGGCACAUGCCUUGGCCUGCUCUGAGGGACACAUGGCAGUCGUGCCUUUCCCGCCGCACCCCUCUGCUCUGCCUUUGCCGCAGGACCAGUCCUUCAGCACGGCUUCAGACCCUAGUCACCCCGCGUCAGGUGCUGCGUCGUGGAACGAGCCUUUCCCGGCUAAGCUCUCCUCGGACAAAACGGCAGAGCUUCGGGCCGCUUUCCUGCGGAAAUUUCCUAGCGAGGUUUUGGACGAUUCCACUAUGCCUUCGGCUCGUCUCCUUGCUUUGGUUUUCAAACAAGCCUCGUCCCAUGAGUGGCGCUUCAUCCCUUGGCGUUGGCGCAUGUCCGUGCUUGAGCUUGAAGAACAGCAGUUGCAGCGCCCUCGCAAGCUGGCCAGGACUGAGCUGGCAGAUCUCAUUUUGGAUGAUGUCCCCUCUCGGAACCUCCCGGACACACUGGGCAUGUUUGCAUUGAGCAAAAUUUUGCGUUUGCACAGUGUGGCGAUGGCCAUGGUCACUGAUGUGCACUUGGUGACGCUUAAGAAGUACGAGUCUACCUUCCUGCGUUUUGCUUCAGCUCGCUUUGACAACAGCAGUGGCCUUCGCCCACCCAAUGCACUGGAAUGUGAGCAGGCAGACCGCCGAUUCUGGGAGGCCGUGUACAGCCGUCCGCCAUGCGCCGCCCGGAGGGCAAGGGAGCAGGUGGAGGAAAGGGCAAUGGCCCCGGUGCUGGUUUUGGCAACGGACGCGGACGCGGCAAAGGCAGGGGGGACGGAAGAGGUCGUGGGAGUGGCUUUGGCACCGGUCGUGGGGGAUCCGGUCUGGGCAACCAAGGCAACUCCGCGGGGACCUCCACAAACCGACAGCUUCCCAGUGGCAAGAUCUGUCUUGGCAACCGUCCGGCCUGGCAACCCAUCUUUCGAGCAGGCAGCUGGGUCCGGUCUGCCUUUGUUCACGCCUGCCAUUUUGCCUUUGCCUUCCCAGAGCUCUUCCACUCCGGCAACCGCUGCUCCGGCAAAGCAGGCACCCGAGCCUCCAAUGCCCGAUCUUCCUCACCAGGUGGCCUUGGCUGUGUCUGUUUCCGACACAUUAUCCCCAGGGAGCCCGCCACCCCAGCACAUAAAUCCCGAGGAUGACAUGUCGGCCCCGGACAGCUUCGGCCCAGCGCUAGCUCCUGCACCGGUCUCCGCAGAGUCCAUGCCAUGGCUGUUUCCGCCUGCCUCCUCGCAUGUCACCUCUGUCCUACAGUCCGUUCGGGAUUUCAAGCAACCCUUCUUCCUGGACAUUUGCGCGGGAGCGGGCUCGCCGCUCAGUUCAGCCUUCUUGGAGAAGGGGGUGCCAUGUCUGUCAAUAGACAUUCUCAUCGACACAAACAUGGAUCUUCUCCAGGACGAUUUCUUUGAACAUUUGCUGCGCAUUUGCACGUCCCGCCAAGUGGCCCUUGCGCACGCUGCCCCUCCAUGCAGGGAGUACUCUCGCCUGAAACUUUUUCCUAGAGGCCCAAAAGCACUUCGGACUCCUGCAUUCCUGGAUGGCCUCCCCGACCUGUCGGCAUCACAGGCUCUUAGAGUCCAGGAGAGUCACCUGAUCUUUGUGCGUUGCGUUCAGCUCUUGCAUGUCGGCUUUUCCUGCGGCGCGCAGGUGUCGCUCGAACAGCCCCCCAACAGCAUGGCCUGGAUGGAGCCGAUUGCAACCAAUUUCUUGGCAUCCAUCAGUGCGGAUCUGGUCCACGUGGCCGCUUGUUCCGUCAAUCUCAACAUGCACAAAGCCUGGCUUUUAGCCACUUCAUUCAGGGCCUUUCAGGCCUUCGCCUCUACAUGUCCACACACUGAGGGGACCCACGUGGCUUUGCAGGGUUUGUGUGAUGAGGCUGGCAACUUUUGCAGUCGGGCAUCUGCAGAGUACCCCCCCCGUUUAGCGGACAUGUAUGCUGAGCAAGCCCUGCCCCUCUUCGACGUUGAACAAGGGGUAGGUACUGCCCUUUCUCUCGCCACGGUACCGCUGCUUGCCAAACUCAAGGCCCUUCAUGAGGCUCCGGUGGCUUCGCAGGAUGGGGCCGGCAUCCUUUCCACGCCAGACUGGAGUGUAGACGCCCUGCGUCGCCUCUUCCAGGACUGGCUCUCCGCGCAUUUCCCUGGCAUUGCCGUUUCCUGGGAAAUAUCUGCAGGGCAACCAUACUGCCUCCAGGCACUGGCAGCUGUCUCACGCAUUUGUCAAGAUCGAGACGUGUCCCUGUUUGCCUGUCUGGAACAGGGAGUGCCCACUGGCUUUGACGGGGACAUUCCGUUGUCCAAUGUUUUCCUGCCACAAGGAGGGGGCCAUCCUUUCGAGCAAUCACUUGGCAUUUGUCAUGGCAAUUGGUCGAGCGCUGAAGCGGACCUUCCAACCCUGCAUGCCUUAGUGGAAGAGGAGAUCGCCAAUGGCUGGUUCUUGGAGCUGGAUUCUUUGGAAGCGGCUCAAGAGCGUUUUGGCGACAAGCUGGCCAUUGGAAAGAUGUCUAUCGUCAAAGCUGAAGGCAAAAAGCCGCGUCUUGUGGUUGAUUCCACUGUGUGUGGCACCAACCCGUCUUGCACGAUCCCCGAGACGUACACACUCCCGGGUGUUGACGAUGUCAGGGAUUCUUUCCCUUUGCGUUGUCACUCUGGCCUGUGCGCGGGGUUUGCGUUUGACAUCAAGUCAGCUCACAAAACGGUUCGAGUUCGCGACUCUGAUCAGGGACUUCUUGGGGUCUCCCUCCCGAAGAUUCAAGGUCCUGGCCGUCGUUGGCUUUUUUACCGCGUUUGUCCCUUUGGAGCGAACUUCUCGGCCCUCUGGUUCCAGCGCCUUGGAAGCUUUUUCCUUCGCACUUUACACCUUUGGACUUGGCUUCGACACGCCCUACUGGGCUACGUGGACGACUUUAUGUUGUUUCAGGACCAGGAGGUGCAACUGAUGUCUGCAGCUUGUUGUGUAUUCCUUGACGUGCAGCACGGGCUCCAUCGCCCAGUGCAAGUUGCCUGCGUGAAGCAGGCAGCGGAUGGGAGCUCGCCUCCGUGGGCGAGCCGCACUAGAGUCUGUCAGCAAUGUGGCCGUAACGGGUGCAUCCGCUACCGCAUCAACCACAACCACCAUUGGCUGCUAAUGUCCCUGCGGAGUUGGGCACUGCUCUGUCAUCACAGUCUUGUGAUCCGCUACAUGGGAGUGAUCCCGUUGAUUUGGUGCUUGAGAAACCUGAUGGCCAACCCAUGGAAUCCGGAAUCCUUUGCGAGGCAAAGCGUCGUGCACCUGAGCGAGUCGGGGCCCACCUGGGUGAGGAUGCCCGUAGUGGACCAGUCCGCGACCCUCGCGGCCCUUGCCCCGAUGAGUUUGAGGAAGGUGCCUCCGCCUGAGGAGCAGCGUGUGGUUACCCCUUUGAGUUCGCGACCUGUCUUUACUGGCCCUGGCUCCAUUCCCCGAAGGGCUGAAUGUUUCAUUAAGCGUGCCACAACCUUCCCUUCCAGCGAAAGGCGGGAGCCCGAAGGCGUCAGCCGAUCCAGCGGCACCGUUUCGUCUGACGAGGGCAUCACACAGGAUUGUGCAGAAGCCUUUCUGGCCAGGCUUGACACCCGUCCCACGUGUUCUUCGGGUCAUCCCUUGUUCUCCUUUGGGUCUCCUGAGCCAGGUUGGUGGUGCAGUGCGUGCAAGCGCGUGUUCUCCACGCGACGCUUGCUCUGGGGGUGUAGGGUCUGUGACUUUGACAUUUGCGGAAACUGCUUGGUCGAUAGUCGCAGUGGCUCCUCCAUCGCACCAGCUCCGGUUCAGAGUGCUGUUCCAGAGGCAAUCCCUGCAGCUCAGGUUCAGGAUACCGCUCGAGAGGCAAUGCCCAGCGGUACACAAACAUGGCCCUCGAUAAAGCUUUUGCGUGCUUCAGGGGUUCUAACAGGCAAUGACAUGUUCCCGAAUGACCUUCAUCUGACCCUGGGUGUAAAUGGUGAAAGCCUGUCAGUCUUGGGGUCGAGCAGGGCGCCGGAGCUCAAGGGAGGAUUCCGAAAAGUGUACCACCUUCGGGGUGAAGGGCCGGCCGCAAGCUGCAUCAAGUGCGCGAAGGUGACAUGUGGCAUCUUGACCGACGCCCUCGACCUCCACAAAAUCGCAUGUGACCAGGCCCUUGCCCGCCAUGAUAUCAUUCAAGUGAUGCACAAGUUGCAGGAGCACCGCCUGCCGCCCCAAGGCCGAGAGGCCAACCUCACCAAUGUAUGUUGGAUCCUCCCUGGUGAUCCAGCCAUGUUGCAACCAGCCCUGCUGUGUUUCCUCUUGGGUGCUGCACCUGGUUGGGCUUCGCGCGGUUGCGCUUUUUCUGCUUGCUGCGUUUUCUGCUACUGGACCGUCGCCCAAGCUGGCAGGCCAUUCACCGGCGUGUUCCGACUGUACUAUGCCACCGGGUGCCUGAACAAGAAUGCCGUGAUUGUGGACCCGAAUCAACGAGAAGUCUCUGUGCAAGGCCCGCGCCCAGGCCUCCUAGCCGUUCUGGGCGCCCGCACAUCUAAUCCUGCGGCGUGUGAAAUUGAGCUGAAUGGUACAGUUGGCUCGUUCCCCCCCCUUUGCGUCGAGGGCGAGGCUCGGCCCUUGGACCGGCGCAAGGGCCCUCUGGAUCCUGUUGACCCUGGCCCCAAUUUCAAAUUUGAAUAUUGCUCUCGCAUAAAAGGAGGCUGCACCUCCAGCCUAGUGCACCCGUUCAAUUUGUGGCAAGAGCCGUUCGGGUGGAACAGUGUGGACUGCCUCAAGGUGCAACUGAUGUCUGCAGCUUGUUGUGUAUUCCUUGACGUGCAGCACGGGCUCCAUCGCGCCGUGCAAAAAUUUGUCCCACCCAGCCCGCCCUGGGCAUGCACCCGCAGGGCCCGCUCCCCGCGGCUGCAACUCCCUGCGUGCACCGGCCAGUUCGCCGUUGCUCAUAAGACGCGCCUCCGUCUCGGUCGGCUUGGCGUUUCGUCACUGGGGAUCCCACCCGCCCUGCCCAGUUCAGGCUCUUGGCAGAGCCCGUCGCAGCAACAGCAGCUCCCUGCUGCCGUUCUGGCCACUUCCUGUAGUGUCUGGAAGCUUUACAGGGUCGCCAUGUCUCGAAACGGACCCUGGACAAGGCAUUUGGCCCUGCAGUCUAAGAAAGACCUCGUAAAAAUUCCCACCUCGAAACGCAUUUGGAUGAGAGUGACGGACCCCUCCACCACUCGCCGCAAGCUUUCUGUUUCCAGCCGCGAGAGUCUUCAGUUUUGGCUUAAGUGGUGCGAGGUUCCACCCCUUUUCUUUCCUUUGCAGAAACCUGCGGACGUUCCCAUCGUCUGCGCCGCCGCCGACGCACGCGCGGAUGGGGAUCUCGUCGGGAUAGGGGGCUUUAUCGAAUGGCCUUCACGCCAGAUUUCGUGGUUCAGCCAGUCAUGGCGUGUGUCAGACCUUUCGUCACUGGGUGUGCCUUUGCAGGUGCCAGCUCACCAAGACAUCACAUGUUACGAGACAUUGGCACAGCUUGGCCUCAUUCUUUGUCUCCAUUCCGUGGUGCCCUUGGCACGCUGGACCGUUCGACUUCGCACUUUGUCCGACAACACAGGUGCAGAGGCAGGCGUCAAUAAGCUCUACAGCUCGGCCUUUCCUUUGUCAGUAUUUCUGAAACGCCUGUCAAUGUUGGCGUGCAUGACUGGCAUUGAGCUCGACGUCUUCCACAUACCCGGCGAAAAGAAUGACGAUGCGGAUCUGCUCUCCCGCUGGAGUGAUGAAUCCCAGCCCUUGCCAGCCAAGUUCCUUCCGGACUAUCGUGUGGACUGCAGCCUGGCACGCAUCUGGCAUUUUCGUUCCGAUGUGCGCCUUUGGCCUCCCGAUGCAAAGCUCAAAUGGCACGUUCCUUCUGAGUUGGGACAGAUGGACACUAUGGGCGACGGCCAACAGGGCCAACAGGUGUCACCAGAACUUGAGGAGCAGAUUCAGUGUUUUCAGCUUUGGGACGACGAAAGAGUGUUAGAUAAGCUUCGCAGAACUGUUCUUGAGUGGUACAUCGAGCUUCAGUGUGGCAAGCCUUGCACUCCGUCCUUGAGCAUCCUGAGCUUCGAACGUCGACAGUUGCAGAGGCGGAAGGAGAAGAAAACCGAACUGAAAGGGAUCCAGAACGCGCCAGAGAUUAUUGCUUACGGUUGCAAGUUGUUGAGUGGUGAGCGAGCCCUGCUUGAAGCAUACCUUUUAUCCACUGAUCCAGCAUCGUCAUCCAGUUUCAGCAGAAACCUUGGUCCGUCUGGAGUGGAGUACGAUCUAGAUAGUGACACGCGAGACUUCCUUAGAUUGGGAGUGAUGACCGACGGGAAUGGAGCUGGGCCACAUCCGCUAGCAAGCCCAGCACUCAGCCCUGUCCACAGCCCAACCGGCAGCGCCGGUCCAACAGAUGGUGAGACUCGCCUUUUGGAGAUUCUUGCAGGAAUGCAGCAGAACCAGCAGGUGUUGACCGAGCUUCUGAGGAGCCAGUCCGAAUCCCGCGCAGCAGCAGCCGCUGCGACCACAUCCUACUCAGGUCUAGCGGCCAAAGACCUGAGCAAGGUGUUGAGGCAUCCUUCAACCUUUUCUUGUCAGACCCGAGAUGAGGAGCUGAUCAAGUGGCCAGCAUGGUCUUGGGAGUUUGAGCAGUAUUUGGGGACCUUAGAUAAGGAGUUUCAGGUGGACUUCACUCGCUUGAAAUCGAACCCGAAAACUGAAGUUCUCCCUGCACAACUGAGCGCCACUGAGCUCGACAGGUCACGCAUCAUGUAUGGCCUGCUUGCAUCGCUUUUGAACGACCGUCUGAAGCGUCUUCUUAAGACUGUGUCUGACAAUAACGGGUACGAAGCAUACCGCUUGAUCUCGCUUGUUGUUAGGCUUGAGCAGGCGAUGGCAGAGUAUGACUCGAUUGCAUCACAGGCCAUGUCCGAUGAUCAGAAGGUUGUUUCGCUUCUGAGAUGUUUAACAGGCCAACUUCGUCAGCAUGUGAACUUGACCAUGGAAGACUCCUGGACAUAUGCCGAGUUGCGAAGUUUGGUUGCUCGAUAUGAUGCUUCUUCGUCAAAGUGGAGUGCGUCUGUUGCAGCGACUUAUGGCCUGUCAGAGGGCAAAGGUGGUGUGCUUGUGAAUGCGCCUGCAGCAUCCAGUGAAGCCGUUCCAAUGGAAAUCGACCGUCUUCAGAAGGAGAUUGAUAGGCUAAGCAAAGGCAAGACUAAGAAGGGUGAUAAGGGAGAUAAAGGUGGUAAGAAGGGCAGAUAUGACAAGGGUAGACAGGUUGAAGACGCCGCUGUUGCUGACAGCAGCGCUGCACAUGCUGACACAGCCGUGUCAGCUGCCCCUGCCAAGGCGAAACCUGCUGCAAAGCCCCAGGUGAGACGAGUCACCUACAACCUCGAUGACUUUGAUGAGUCAGCCGGAGGUGAGAUCCGCAUGGUGUCAGGUUGUGAUUCUUGUGUGGAGAGCCAAGACAAAGUAGACAGGCAAAGCAAGGAAGCUUCGGGUUUCUUUUGCAAGGCACUGAGCAUCUUUUCACGUUGUGUGCCAUCGAGGUGGUGCGUUUUCCACAAUGCAUUGCCGAGUGAUGCACAGAGCGAGGCUGAGCACGCUUCGGGCGUGUGUCAGCGUGAUGUGGUUGAGCACACUUCGGGUGUGACCUCGACCAGUGGAUCAGUGCGCAUGGUCCAGCAGAAUGCCGAGCAUGGCAUGGAGAUCGAAGUCAUAAUUGACUCAGGUGCUGACGCCUCUUGUCUACCGCAAAACCUCAGCAUGCUUGGAGUUUCCUCUGGAAGGCCAUGGGAAGGUUUUCAAGAUGCCCAGGGGAAUCAGCUGCUAGUUCACGGGACUAGGCGAGCUGAGCUGAGCUUCGGUGAUCAGCCUGGAUUCACCGAAACGUUCUUGGUUGCUCCCCACAUCACCACACCUCUUCUUGCAGUUGGGAAGUUGUACCGCGCCGGAUUCAGCAUGGUGAACAAAAAUGGAAACAUGAGUCUUUGCAGCCCUAACGGAGAGAUCCAAAUCCCAUUGCAUUUCAGGCAGAAUAGCCUUGCUGCACGAUUGCAUGUGCGUAUGAUCCAGCAGGAUGCAUCCCGUGUCCGUGCUGUGAAGUGCACUGUCGCUGAUUUGGCUCUUCCUGAUUACUUUGUGCAGAUCAGUGAAGAUGUUUUCGGCAUGCGUGGAUUUGGAAACCGGUUCGUUGACAUCACGAUGGCGUUGCCUCAUGAGGGUUGCAGCUUCAGGAGCACUGUUGCCAAGUGCCCCGAACCCAAUCAGUGGGAGAUUCUUGAGUGGUGCGAGAGCAUCGUUGAUGCUUCCGAUCUGAGUGGACCUUUGCCUGAGAAUGCCACCCGUGAGUUGAUCGUGUUCGCCACUCGCAAGAUUGUUUCCCCAGAUGAGCUUGGGUUGACAGUUGCAAGUGACUCAGCCGAGUCAAGCAGACCUCAUGUGUUGCCACCACCACCUGAAGAGCCUGAAAAUAUGGACCAGGAUGAGCCACAACAGCAUGCAGCCGUUGCACCCGAUCCCGGGGCCGAACUGCAAGUUGAUGCAGCCCUGCGUGACGAGGUUGCAGCAGAUGAUGAUGGGACACUCGUCGUUGACGGUGUGUCGUUGAGCCUUGAAUCGACCCUUGCUGUUUUGAGGCAAGCUGCUCAGUCACUGGGGCUUGGUCGUUCCGGUGGUAAGUCCACUGUGCUGAAGCGCAUUAGAGAUCACUUAGCCCGCCAGGACUUGAUUGCUGCCCAUCAGGCCCGGCAGCAGCUUGCUGCUGCUGAAGAGCGUGUGCCAGUGGAGCAGAAACAUGUUACAGCACCAAGUGAAGAUGCAUACCGUCAACACUGCCUUACCCACACACCCUACAGAGAGUGGUGUGCCCACUGUGUUGCCUUCCGUGCACGGUCCGACAGGCAUGAGGCCAAGACCGAAGACCAUCGUGCAAGUUCCGUCUUGUGCUUUGAUUUUGCAUAUACCAGUAGGGUUGAUGGGGGUGACAAGUUGUGCUGCCUGGUUGCAUACGACACGCAGACUAAGUGGUUGCAGGCAUGGCCGGUGCCGAGCAAAGGUGGACCUGCUUGCCGUAACUACAUGGCAGUUGAGCUGACCAAGCUGCUGUCGUACCUUGGGCACAGGCGAAUCACCCUUCGUGCCGACCCAGAGGGGUCAUGCACUGCGCUUGCGAAUGCAGUCCAGGCACUCAGGCACCGCAUUGGCAUGGAGACCCACAUUGAACAAACCCCAGUGGGGGAGCACCAAGGCAACCAUGCAGAAGGUGCCAUUGAGCGAAUCAGACAACUCGCCGGGACAAUGCUCUCUGAGCUCGAGGGCAGAUUGAACAUCAAGAUCAAGACCUUCGACCCGUUGCAUCACUGGUGUUGGCGUCAUGCCAGCUGGACCCUUCAACGGUUUGGUGUCACGCAAAACCUCACACCAUGGGAGAGAGUGCAUGCAUCACCAUAUGGAGGCAAACUUGUCCGUUUUGCAGAAUGUGUCCUAGCACGUGUGAAGACUGCUACAAAGGGCAAACCUCGGUGGCUUCGGGCCAUGUGGUUGGGGAAGUCAGAUGUUUCUGAUUGUCACCUUGUUUGCACUUCAUCAGGUCGCCUUGUCGUCGCCAGAUCAGUCCGUCGAACCACAUGUGAGUAUGAUCCCAGCCUCUUGCCUGCAUUGCGAGACACACCUGACAAGCAUGUGUCAUUCCUUGCUGGACGUGUCGGAGCAAGUCGCAACCAACUUGCACCAAAGCCAGUCACAGAGGAAGGCCCCGGCAGUGGGAGUGAGGUUGCAGCUAGCGACCCGCCAACAGAGAAUGAAGAUGUCUUCGACAAUCCCCAUGACAUUGCCCUCGCCCCUUCUUCUGUGAGAUUGCCAGCCGAUGGCAUGCCUGCGACUCCCGAUUAUCGACCUCCUGCCCAGGUUCAUGAAAGAGCUGAAUUCGAUGGUGAUGUUCAGGAAGCAAAGCGCCAGAGGAUCCGGGCAGUGAAUUCCCAUCACCACAACGAUGAAGUCGUCCACUUAGAAGACCUAGGCCUUGGGUCAGACACUGACCUCAACGAGUCAGUUGAGGAUCCGCCUGCUUGGAAUGCAACCGACAAUUUCGAAGAUGCCAAGAACAUCCCUGAAGAGUUGUGGAGGCCUUUUGGGUCCGGUGAGCCUCAGCUGUCAAGUGAAGAAUUGGCCCACAUUGACGACAUAGCUGAAGCAUUCGAGUUAGCCCGACUUGAAACCAUGAAUGUUCUUGAAAGGCUACCUGCCACAGCUGACUUCAGCGGGUUUAAGCGUCUAAGCACAAAAAUGGUCAAAACUUGGAGAGUGAAACCAUCGCCGAAGGGAGGUGGAGAAGCUUUCCUUCGUCGGGCCCGUUUUGUCGCCCGUGAGUUCAGGUGGCUCAGUGCCAUGGUGGACAACGAGGUGUUUGCACCUGCAUCGUCGAAUGCACUUCUUCGUGUGCUGCCAGCUGCGCUUGUUGCACGUCAGCCUGAGGGCUGGACAGCCCUAUCUUUGGACGUUGCAGAUGCUUAUCUGACGGUUCCGCAAGCCGUCGAUACCAUCGUUACCAUAUGGGUGAGAGGUGAGCAAAGAUACUACAAGCUACUCCGAAACCUCCCAGGCCAACGCUCAGGAGCCAAGGAUUGGUUCCAAGCGUUUCAAGCACACCUGAUAAAGGAAAUGGCCAUUGAACCGCUGGUGGAAGCCCCAGCACUGUUCUCCAUUCCUGGAGGUUCAGAUGAGGGCCAUGGCGGGGGAGGCACGCUUCCUUUAUGGACACAGCUAACGCCGCUUGAUGAGGAGAAGUCAGGAAUCUACAGAAAGUGCAUUGGGGUGCUGCUUUAUGUGUCAAGCGAUUAUCCUGCUGCACAGUAUGCAAUAAAGACAUUGAGCAGCAUGUGUGGGAGUCCCAAUGAGGGUGCAUGGCGGUGUCUGCGCCACCUGGUGAACUACAUGUUCUUCCACGAGAAUCAUGUCACUUGCCUUCGGACUGAGGGCAAAGGCAUCGGCCUGGUUGUCCGAGAUGAGACCCACACCUUGGAGGUGUUCGCUGAUGCUGAUUGGUCAGGGAACAAAUCAACACGAAAGAGCACCAGUGCCGGAUGCAUAGCCUUCGAUGGGAUGGUGAUUCACACCUUUUCCAGAAGCCAGAGCUGCGUGAGUUUAAGCAGUGGAGAGAGUGAAUAUAUCGCAUGCGUGAGUGCUACAUGCGACGGCAUCCUCCUUCGCAGUGCCCUGCAGCACAUCAUGCGUGUUGAUGUGUCCAUGCACCUGUUCACAGAUUCCAGCGCAGCUCGGGGGAUCAUGGGAAGGCAGGGAUGCGGACGUCUUCGCCAUAUCUCCGGACGCUUGUUAUGGUUGCAGGAUUUCUUGUUCAAGUGGAAGAAAGCGUCGCUACACGCAGUACCGACCCUGACAAAUCCUGCUGAUUUGUUUACAAAGUCCUUGACAGGAGCCCGUGUCCGUACCUUGAGCCACAUCCUUGGAAUCCGUGAUUCACACGAUGGAUUUUCAUUGGUCGGGACAACUGAGUUUGAGGAACUACAACGCCGUGAGCAGGCAAAGAAGUUUCUUCGUGCUGUGAGGAGCACAGGUCGAGGGAAUGCCGAGGCGUUGCAUCUUCUUGCAUUGCUGGUUCAGGUCGUGGGUAACGAGGCUGCGGAUGAUGAGGACCGAGCACAGUUUGUGCCUGACUCGCCCGCAUCAGCAGGCGAGGAUGCAUACCCAUGGACCAGCUUUGCCUUCGUUGUCACCUUAACAGUUUGCGUCGCACUCAUGCUUGGCCGUGCCAGCGCCAACAUGAACUUUGCAUCCCUUUUGGAGUGGCCCUUAGUUAGGUGGGUACGUAGUUGGUUUAGGCUUGAAGCAACAGAGGCUGAGCAACCAUUGCUAGCCGAAGCACCUGCUCUUGCAGAGAACCUUGACACCACAUCAGAAAGUAGCCGUGAAAGUCUAGGCUUACAACAUUAUUCGCCACGAACUCGUGCGCCUGCGACACCGAGUGACACUGAGCACGAAUCUGAGCAGCCAGACUCAGAACCAGAAGAUGACGAUGACGACGUGUAUCCUGGAGGCCAUGGACCAGCCUACCAGAACCAGGCAGAGCUGAUUGCACUUUAUGAGAUGGUUGGUGAAGCAGCAGCCAUCGAUGUGAUGCCAGCCAUGCAGCUGAUCCCUGCAGGUCAGCCAGCAGAAGUGCAGCAGCCACUGCUACAGGAUGAUGACAUCCUUCAGGUGAGGGAGGAUGCUGAGGUAUGGAUUGCCCCAGUGAGUGGGACCCGCUGUCAUCUCAUUGGGGAAUGCGAUGGUUUGAUGAGGGCACGAUAUGUUCGCAGGCUGCUAUAUCGCCAGUUGCAGCUUGAGUUUCCUGGUCAGUACAGCAUGUGUCAGUUAUGCCAGUUUUGGGCCAGAGAGCUCGGGCGUCGCCAGGACAUUGCCCGCUUGGCUGCCAUGUUCCACAUCCUUCAUGUGGGUGGUCAGCAGAUCCCAAAUCCAGUGCCUCAGAACCUUCCGGAGCCAGAACCGCACGAUGAUACGUGA